This is a messenger RNA of Melitaea cinxia (Glanville fritillary), 1095 nucleotides long. Its product is annotated as pancreatic lipase-related protein 2-like. Gene Ontology annotation, molecular function: lipase activity. The transcript is spliced from 5 exons. Lineage: Eukaryota; Metazoa; Arthropoda; Insecta; Lepidoptera; Nymphalidae. The record is from RefSeq and is a predicted model, not a curated record. Gene Ontology annotation, biological process: lipid metabolic process. Bases 1 to 1056 code for a protein of 351 amino acids.
AUGCGUGGGGUCUAUCUCAAAGAUAAGAUUAGAAGUGAGUCUAUUCGCGAGAGAACGAAAGUAUCCGACAUAUCAUACAGGAUUAGUAAGUUAAAGUGGCAGUGGGCUAUGUGUAUAUGGGAUGUUAUUGCUUCUCCUUUAAAAAAUAAGUUUAACAUUGAACAUGAAGAUGGAUUACCCGUUAAAGAUUUUUCGAAAGUCGAAAAUUUCCAACGAACUAUCACGAAGAACUUAAUGUUUGCACAAGAUAGUCAGGCUUAUUGGCUUUUUACGAGAAAGAAUCCAUUAAUUCCUCAAAUUAUUGAGAAUGGGAACCCAAUUUCCUUAUGGACCUCCAAUUAUGAUGGUAGCAAACCAUUGAAAGUAAUAGCCCACGGGUGGAAUCGCGACGGAACAUCUGCUGUAAAUACAGAGGUCACGUCAGCAUUUCUUGAUAAUGGAGAUGUUAAUGUAAUUGUUGUUGACUGGAGAGAAAGUGCUAAUGGUGAUUACUUCAGUGCCUCAUUACGAGUUCCUGCAGCAGGUCGGUUUCUUGGAAAUUUCUUGAAUUGGUUGAUUAAUACUGGAGGUGGCAGCUGGGAUAAUGUACACCUAAUCGGUUAUAGUUUAGGAGCACAUUUAGUUGGAAACGCUGGACGGGAAGUGGGAAGUCGACCCAUGAGAAUUACUGGUCUUGACCCUGCAGGUCCAUUUUGGAGCAAUCCAUUUGCUUUAAAUAAGAGUUCUGGUAGAUACGUUGAAGUAAUCCACACAAACAUCUUGGGCAGGGGAAUUACAGAACCAAUAGGCCAUGUUGAUUUUUAUCCCAAUGGUGGUCAAACACAGCCAGGAUGUGAAGACACAGAUGACCCAAAUCGGUGUUCUCAUAGACGUUCUUAUGAGUUGUUUGCUUCAAGUAUUCGAACCAAUCAUUUAAUAGGUAGAAAAUGCACAGACUGGUGGCAAGCUUUCUUCAACAUAUGUUACGGUUCUACGUUAAACAUGGGAAAUGGAGUUUUGAGUAAAACAGGAAAUGGAAUAUACAGUCUAAGCACGGAAAGUAGCUGGCCGUUUUGAAUGUAGUUCCACUAAAAAUCGUCUGUAGUUUUAUUAUAC